AGAAGCGGUUACGUAUUCUGUCAGCUAUAAAGAAUAUUCGUGAAACUCUUCAGUAAAAUUUAAUCAUUUCUUAAAACUGUAAAAAAUUGGAACAUCGGUAUGCUGCGCCUAAUAUUGGUAGCAGUAGUUAUAACUCUAGUGGCAGCCAAACCAACGACCGAAGAUGCAGAUAUCAAAAGCGAAACUUCCGACGAUCUUCUGAAAAGCGCUCACGAACUUUUGAAACGAAUCGAUGCAGAGUAUGCAAAAUGGAAUAAUAUACAGAGUAUCACCGCAUGGAAUUACGCAUCGAAUCUAACGAAUGAGAAUCUGGCAGAAAAGUUGAAAUGCUCGGCAGAGGGGGCAAACGUUACCAAACAUAUUAUUCAAAUAGUGAAUGACUUCCCUUGGAGAGACUUGAAAAAUGAGUCUAUGAAGAGACAGUUCAAAAAACUCAGUAUACUCGGUGUCGCCGCUCUCCCUGAACAAAGUUAUAAUGAAUUUGAGAUGACGGUGAGUAAAAUGGAGAACAUCUAUAGCACCGCAAAAAUCUGCGAUUAUCACAACAAGAGCAAGUGUGAUCUUGCACUUGAACCAGAAAUUAUUGAGAUAUCAAAGAGUAGUCACGAUCCUGAGGAGCUGAAACAUAUUUGGGUGGAGUGGAGGAAAGUAUCAGGCGAGAAAGUCAAAUCUCUGUACUCCAAAUAUGUUGAGCUAGCGAAUACUGUGGCGACACUCAACAACUUCUCUGACUAUGCAGCAUUUUGGAUGAAAGAUUACGAGGCUGAUAAUUUCCCUGAACAAAUCGAGACUCAAUGGCAACAACUGAAGCCACUAUAUUUACAACUGCAUGCUUACGUACGGCGCGAGCUCAGGAAGAAAUACGGCGAAAACAUUGUCUCCAAAGACGGCCCGAUCCCAGCGCAUCUAUUGGGCAAUCCCUGGGCUCAGACUUGGAAUAUUGCAAACUUCACCGUACCGUUCUUGGGCAAACAACUGCCGGAUGUUAGUGCCGCUUUGAUAGAACAAGAUUACAAUGCGACAAGCAUGUUCCGUCUCGCUGAGAAUUUCUUCAUAUCAAUUAACUUGACUGCCAUGCCGGACACAUUCUGGAAAAAAUCGAUUCUGACAAAGAAGGAUGGUGUAGACAUGAUCUGCCAUGCGAGCGCAUGGGAUUUCUACAAUGCCGAAGAUUUCAGGAUCAAGCAAUGUACGCGCAUUAACAUGGAAGACUUGCUAACAGCGCAUCAUGAGAUGGGUCACAUCGAGUAUUACUUGCAAUACAAGAACCAGCCUGUAGUUUUCAAAGAGGGCGCGAAUCCAGGUUUCCAUGAGGCGGUUGGUGAUGUUAUUUCUCUCAGCGUAUCUACUCCCAGUCAUCUCAAAAAGAUCGGUCUAUUAAUGGAUGACUCGACUGAUCGGGAGGCAUUCCUCAAUCACCUCUAUAUGAAGAGUCUUGACAAGAUUGUCUUCCUGCCAUUCGCUUACAUGAUGGACCGAUGGCGUUGGAACGUAUUCCAAGGAAAAGUCACGCCAGACAAUUAUAAUUGCAACUGGUGGACACUCGCCGAGGAAUACCAGGGCAUCGAACCUCCCGUAGAUAGGUCGGAAGAAGACUUCGAUCCUGGCUCAAAGUAUCAUAUAAUUGCGGGCGUCGAGUAUAUAAGAUACUUUGUAAGCUUUGUGAUACAGUUUCAGUUUCACAAGGCAUUGUGUAUCGAAGCGAAACAAUAUGAUCCGAGCAAUCCAAAUGCCAAACCAUUGAGUCAAUGUGAUAUUUACGAUAAUAAGGACGCCGGAAAUCUGCUAAAAUCUAUGCUUGAGUUGGGUUCUUCGAAACCGUGGCAAGACGCGAUGGAGAAAAUCUCUGGUCAAAGGCAAAUGGAUGCAGCUGGACUUUUGGAAUAUUUUAAGCCUUUGACUGAUUGGCUGACCGAAGAAAAUAAGAAAACUAAUGAAUACAUUGGAUGGAAACACAGUAAAAAACAAUGUGUACAGACGAGAGGAGAGCUUGUGAAUUACAGCUAUUGAGUCUUUAGCAUAACAUAUUCUCCACUAAUAAGACAAUAAGAAAUAUAUUUUGAAACAAUGUCAGAUGUUGUUUGAUUUUUUGUAAUACAAUAAAUCUAAUAAGAAAAUAGGAAGUAUAUUUUGAAACGAAAGCCAAAUAUUGCGUUUUUUAUGCAAUAAAUCUAAUGUAUAAAAAUCAUUUCACGAUCAUACAAACGCUUCAAUUAAUUCGAGAAUAAAUGUUCGUAAUGGAUUAAUUUUCAAGUUUCUCUAAAUAAAACAUGCAUUUCUCUUUUA
Molecule: messenger RNA, 2286 nt
Organism: Atta colombica
Lineage: Eukaryota; Metazoa; Arthropoda; Insecta; Hymenoptera; Formicidae
Product: angiotensin-converting enzyme-like
Exons: 8
Coding region: 100-2010 (636 amino acids)
Biological process (GO): proteolysis
Cellular component (GO): plasma membrane
Molecular function (GO): peptidyl-dipeptidase activity; metallopeptidase activity
Source: RefSeq, a predicted model, not a curated record